Cladophialophora immunda is the source of this 2309-nucleotide messenger RNA. RefSeq lists its product as uncharacterized. The transcript has a single exon. NCBI's taxonomy places the organism in Eukaryota, Fungi, Ascomycota, Eurotiomycetes, Chaetothyriales, Herpotrichiellaceae. The record is from RefSeq and is a predicted model, not a curated record. Bases 811 to 1707 code for a protein of 298 amino acids.
GCAGUGCUCACUGCUCAGCGUUCAAUGCUCCCUCUUGCUUCUCCUCCUGCUUCUGCUUCUGCUUCCAUUCCCCAUCCACACACCCGCGCGUGGUUUCUCCUCUUUUCUUCCCUUAUCUCCACACUACUUCACACACCAUCCAGCUCAUCUUUGUCUUCUUCGACCCUUUCGACUCUUUUGACCUCUUCGUCGCCUGUCGCUCAUCCUCCCUACCACCCCUCGUCCUUGCCCUCGUAUUCUGGCAUCCGGGAGCCAAACUCUGCGACAGUGUCGAUCGCUCUCGUCCACCACUGCGAGCUCUGCACUUAGGGGAAUUUCGCCGGCACCAGUCCUCUCUAGCCGUGAGCUGCCAUUGACGAUCAGUACUGAUCCUCAUCAAUCCGAACUGCGACUAGCAAUUUUUCAAUACUGUCACCGAUCUACACUGAGCUUUUCGUUGACUCCUCACGAAAACCUUCAUCCAUCCUGCACAGCAUCAUUACAUCCUGCGAUACUUGACCGGCUGUCUGCAAGGACGUGGUGUUGGACAUUCGACUGGCAAGUCAAUGGACCGCAGCAUUGGGAACAGGGAUCUCGCUACCCGACAAGUCACAUUGCAAUCCACUCCAGCGGAAAACCACCACCAAUAAUUAACGCCUGACAUUUCUUCAUCACCCUCGCUGUCCCAAUCCCUUGGGUCAGCCGAACAACCAAUAGUCGCACCAUCAAGCCACCCGAUCUUUGUCUUCCAGGCCGUCUGGUGCGCUCUCGCUGAUUGCCUUCUAUCUCCUAUGACACCAUAUCUGUCAGGCCAUCCAUUCCACUCUGCCAAUGGAAGGGGCGGAAGCACAACCGUCAAAGGAAAAGAAGGGUUUGAAAACGGUCUGGAAUAGAAUCAAGGACCUCUUUAGAGAGAAACCCGCCGCCGCACAAGAUCCUCUCUCUGCCACCACUCCACCGUCUGUUUCCGCUGCUCCUGUCGCUCCCCAGACGGAAGAAGCUGUAGAUACCACCAAACCGUCAGUGACAUCCAAUCCCCCAGAGCCAUCGUCACUAAAGCUUCACAGGGGACCUCCCAUCGAGCAUUCGCCUGAACAGCCAGCCGACGAGACAGCCGAAGAACCUGAGCAGCCCAGCGAGCCUGUCUCGACAUCGCCACAAGAACCUGUUGAUCCGAAGCAAGACUCCACAGCCGAGUCACACAUGCGGUUCACCAAAGCACAAGCAAUCUUUGCCAGGCACAACCUGGAACUGGAUGAGACAGAAUGGGAACCCAGGUACAGAGUACCUCAAGAAAGGGUGUACAAGAACAUACGUAUGAGAGUCAGGUACACCUGUCACAAUUGUUCAACGACGUUUGGGCGCGAUAGGAUAUGCAUGGGAUGUCAACACCGACGUUGUACUCGAUGCUCACGGUACCCGCCAAAGAAAGACCGGACGAAACACUCGCAAGACCCGACAACCACUGGGUCCCCGGAACUCAUCACUGACGUCCCUCGACCAAGUGCUGAAGGUGGAACGUGCCAUGAAUGUCAGAGUGGUUUCGAGAUUGACGCUGAAGAAUGUCCCAACUGCCACCACCGAAUUUGCGAGAGAUGCCUGCACGAAGCCACCAUCUCUGUUGAACCGAGCCAUGAAACCACCCAGGAAGCAACUCAAGAGGCGCCGGAGGUCGAACAAUCUGAACAACGGAAGCCCACUCUACAAGAAUCAUCCGCUGUCAGCUAGCAUUGGUGACUGUUUGCCUCUGGCACCGUUAUCGUGCUAGGGACACAACCUCUACCAACAUUCUCAUAUCUGAUAUUUUCUGAGCAUUUUGACGAUGCGAUGAUGACUUUUCUACGACUACUUGCCCUUUCUCGAUCUGAGCGUUCCAGUCCUAAUUAUCAUGGGUUGGUGUUCACGGUGUUGCGUUUGCAGGACUUUCCGUUUGACAUUAUUUUGAAUCUCUCUUGAGCGCAAAAAGCGAAAAUGUUCGUCUGGAGUUGGGAGUUGUUUUUCUGGGGUCGCUUCAAUACCCUGCGAAUACCAGAAGGGCUGGUCUUACAUUGGAAGAGAAGGAUUUAGGGUCUACAGGAAAGUUGAAAACUGGGAAGUCAGGAAAAGAGACGGGUGACUAGGAUCUGAGGAUUCUGACGCCACCACCGUACAGCAGGAGCACAUUUCAAAGGAUACAAUUGAGGAAGGAUAGGAAUCAGGAUGGAUUAGAGCAAUGGCGAUUCUUGCUCUGCAUAUUGGACGGCGACUCUGCAGCCUCGAUCUUGUCCUCUUGGUGAGGCUGGUCUCUACGAUACAAAUGAAGAAAUAACAGCGCCACUCCACUGCUUGCA